CCAACGUUCAACUCACGAGGAAACAGCAUUAGAUUUUAGCUGUUUCUCCUUCUUCGCUAAAACCCUUGUGGACUCUCCCACUCCCCUCCCCUUCUUCCUAAACCCGACACCACCAUUCUCUCUCCCUCGCGCCUCAUAAUGCAAGCCACUCUCCUCCUCACUCCAACUCCAGGCGCCACCGUCUUCAAAUCCCUAUUCCCGCCAUCUAAUGGGCCCCACCACCUCAGACCCCAAUUCUCCAUCAGAGCCUCCAUUUCCGAGACUGCCCAAUCUCCACCGUCCAUCACCGUGGACUCACCACCGCUGACCCAGAAGCUCAACAAGUUCAGCUCCCGCAUCACGGAGCCCAAGUCCCAAGGUGGGUCCCAGGCCAUUCUCCACGGAGUGGGGCUCUCCGAGGACGACUUGAGCAAGCCCCAGAUCGGCAUUUCCUCUGUGUGGUAUGAGGGGAACACUUGCAAUAUGCACUUGUUGGGGCUGUCAGAGGCUGUGAAAGAAGGAGUGAGAGAGGCUGGCAUGGUGGGCUUCAGGUUUAACACUGUUGGGGUCAGCGAUGCUAUCUCUAUGGGGACUAGAGGGAUGUGCUACAGCUUGCAAUCUAGGGACUUGAUUGCUGAUAGCAUUGAGACUGUUAUGGGUGCUCAGUGGUAUGAUGGCAAUAUCUCCAUCCCCGGUUGUGACAAAAAUAUGCCAGGUACAAUUAUGGCAAUGGGGCGGCUCAACCGACCAAGUAUUAUGAUUUAUGGCGGAACUAUUAAGCCUGGACACUUCCAAGGCAAUAGUUAUGAUAUAGUGUCUGCAUUUCAGUGUUAUGGAGAAUAUGUAAGUGGGUCCAUAAGCGACGAGCAGCGAAAGAAUGUUCUCCUUAACUCUUGUCCUGGGGCUGGGGCAUGUGGCGGAAUGUAUACAGCUAAUACUAUGGCUUCUGCCAUUGAAGCUAUGGGAAUGUCUCUUCCUUACAGCUCAUCUACACCUGCUGAAGAUCCAUUGAAGUUGGAUGAGUGCCGAUUAGCUGGGAAGUAUCUCUUGGAAUUACUAAAAAUGGAUUUGAAACCUCGAGAUAUUAUUACUCCAAAGUCACUACACAAUGCAAUGGUUAUUGUCAUGGCACUAGGGGGUUCUACCAAUGCUGUUUUACACUUGAUUGCUAUUGCGAGGUCUGUUGGUCUGGAAUUAAGUCUAGAUGAUUUUCAGAAGGUUAGCGAUAAGGUUCCAUUUCUUGCUGAUCUUAAGCCUAGUGGCAAGUAUGUCAUGGAGGAUGUACACAAGAUUGGAGGAACACCAGCAAUCAUUCGGUACCUUUUGGAGCAUCAAUUUUUACAUGGGGAUUGUAUGACUGUCACCGGGAGGACACUUGCUGAGAAUGCUGAAAGUUUCCUUCCUUUAUCUAAAGGGCAGGAUAUAAUAAGGCCCUUGGAAAACCCUAUCAAGAAAACAGGCCACCUUCAGAUAUUAUAUGGAAAUCUUGCACCAAAGGGUUCUGUAGCAAAAAUUACAGGCAAAGAGGGGCUAUAUUUCUCUGGCCCUGCACUUGUCUUUGAAGGAGAGGAGUCAAUGAUUGCUGCUAUCUCAGAGAAUCCUAUGAGUUUUAAGGGGAAAGUAGUUGUUAUUAGAGGCGAGGGGCCAAAGGGAGGACCAGGCAUGCCUGAAAUGUUAACACCAACAAGUGCAAUAAUGGGUGCAGGACUAGGGAAGGAGGUUGCUUUAUUGACGGAUGGUAGGUUUUCAGGGGGUUCGCAUGGAUUUGUUGUUGGCCACAUAUGCCCUGAAGCACAGGAAGGUGGUCCUAUUGGAUUAAUUGAGAAUGAGGACAUCAUCAACGUUGAUGUCGAAAACAAGAGAAUAGAUGUCCAGUUAACAGAUCAAGAGAUGGAAAAACGAAGAAAGAACUGGAUUCCACCUGCAUACAAGGCUAACCGUGGAAUUUUGUACAAGUACAUCAAGAAUGUGCAGUCAGCUUCAAAGGGUUGCGUGACCGAUGAGUAAUGGUGGUGAGGAGAGGACAUUACAUAGAUGGCAUACUAUAGAGUGUGAUAGCAAUUGCUGAAAUUAGUAAAUUGUCAUGAGGAGAGAUGUUGGGUUGGGUCUAAUUGCGUCUCUUGUAGGAUAAUAUCCAUUUGGCUCUGUAGCGUGUUUCUUAUGCUGUAUGUUGGUAUUUUUAAAUUUGGUUGCUCCUAGGUUUGUUUGUGAAUUGUCAAAUCCCAAGUCUGCUUUUAUCUCCUUUCCUUUUUCUAGAGGAAUUUCUCCUUUGGAAACUUCACUCAUCGUCCAACCAAAAGAAGACUAGUAGCACGCGCACACGCAAACACACAAACGACCAAGCACUCUUUCAAGAGGUAACACCAAACACUUAUGGUCGUGUGUAAUUUAACCUUAAUUUCAUGCAUUAUUUAUACUUUAUAGAUAUUAAUUUGAUAUA
Prunus dulcis (almond) is the source of this 2419-nucleotide messenger RNA. RefSeq names its product dihydroxy-acid dehydratase, chloroplastic. Gene Ontology annotation, molecular function: dihydroxy-acid dehydratase activity. Gene Ontology annotation, cellular component: chloroplast stroma. NCBI's taxonomy places the organism in Eukaryota, Viridiplantae, Streptophyta, Magnoliopsida, Rosales, Rosaceae. Bases 139 to 1986 code for a protein of 615 amino acids. The transcript has 14 exons. Gene Ontology annotation, biological process: branched-chain amino acid biosynthetic process. The record is from RefSeq and is a predicted model, not a curated record.